AUUUCUUUUCUAGUGACGGUGAGAAAGAGCUCUGGCUGGACUCCUGUUUCAACAUGGGUGCUGGAUCUCUCCAACCUGGUAACCUGGUUACCUGGUACUCCAACCUGGUAACCUGGUUACCUGGUUACAUGGUACUCCAACCUGGUAACCUGGUUACCUGGUACUCCAACCUGGUAAUCAUCCUGCUCGUGACUACAGGGUGUCUGGGUCAGGACAACGGGAGUGUGACUUACACCCCUAGGAGAGUCUGCUCCUUAGAGGGCUCUUCUGUGACCAUGCCCUGCUCUUACACAUUUCCCAAGGGUCACAAAGUCACAACAGCUUUCUGGUUCAAAGGUCAAGUGCCUGGUGCUGAGUCUCUGGAUCUGAAUUUGAACCCUGAGUACAAAGGCCGUGUGGAGUAUCUAGGGGACAGUAACCAACUCUGUACACUGAGAAUCACAGACCUGAGAGAGAGCGAUUCAGGAUCCUACAGCUUCCUGUUUGGGACUGACGUGAAUCCUGGGGGAUGGAUGGGAAUCCAGGAGUCAGGUUGAAUGUGACAGGGCUCCAUGUUGAUUUGACCCCUGACCUAGCUUUGGACGGCGAGUGGGCAGACCUUACCUGUGGCUCCUGCUUAUUGAGUGAAAAUCCCACCUACACCUGGUACAGGGACAAACAGCCUUUGAACUACACCAACAAGGUCAAGGUUAUGGCCAACUACCUGGAACUAGACCCGGUAGGCAGGGAAGAUGCAGGCAGCUACUCCUGUGCGGUGAGCGGCAGAGAGGAUUCCCCUGGUCCGGCAGUGAUCCUUGUCGUGGGAUACUUCCCAAAUAACACCUCAGUGUCAGUCACAGUCAGUCCCCCUGGGGAAAUAGUGGAGGGCAGAUCAGUGACUCUGACCUGCAGCAGUGAUGCCAAGCCACCAGUGGACAAAUACACCUGGUACAAGAAGAAUGAAGAGCGGACGGGGUUCUCAGAAACAGGAUCAGGGCAGAGUUACAUCAUCCUUAACAUCAGCAAUGAGGACAGUGGGCAGUACUUCUGUAAGGCUGAGAAUCAAUACGGACCACUUGACUCUGCAACUGUGCAUCUCAGUGUAACAGGUAAACCAGUGUUUCCCUGGGCUCCCGUUGUGGGGGUGGUGGCUGUGUUGGCAGCUGGAGCUCUGCUAGUCAUCCUCUAUGGCACACUGAAGAAGAGGAAAACCCCAAGAGGAAUGAACUUUAUCGGGGAGGCCCAGAUGGUACCUUGUGGUAAACUGACACACACGGCGCAGUCUGAUGACACGUACAUGACUCUGAAUAAAAGGACAAUGUCUCCUGAGUAUGACACUCUGGCUAAUGUCAGAAACACUGUUGGCUGAAGACCGUCUGGCGGAAGAAGACCCUAUGCCUGCGACCUCAACAUAAAUAGCGUUAGAAGUGAACACCAUAUAACCGUUUGAAAAUUAUUAAAAAAGGGUGCAAUUUUUAAAUGAUCAAAUUUAGAGUUGUAUAUUUGAUUUUCUAUAGGUAC
Molecule: messenger RNA, 1500 nt
Organism: Oncorhynchus masou masou (cherry salmon)
Lineage: Eukaryota; Metazoa; Chordata; Actinopteri; Salmoniformes; Salmonidae
Product: B-cell receptor CD22-like
Exons: 8
Coding region: 509-1348 (279 amino acids)
Source: RefSeq, a predicted model, not a curated record